This is a messenger RNA of Globicephala melas (long-finned pilot whale), 4565 nucleotides long. RefSeq names its product ral guanine nucleotide dissociation stimulator (gene RALGDS). Gene Ontology annotation, cellular component: plasma membrane. Gene Ontology annotation, molecular function: guanyl-nucleotide exchange factor activity. NCBI's taxonomy places the organism in Eukaryota, Metazoa, Chordata, Mammalia, Artiodactyla, Delphinidae. Gene Ontology annotation, biological process: positive regulation of GTPase activity; Ras protein signal transduction. The record is from RefSeq and is a predicted model, not a curated record.
CCGCGCCGCUGCGAGCCGCCCAUGGUGCAGCGCAUGUGGGCCGAGGCGGCCGGGCCUGCGGGCGGCGCCGAGCCGCUGUUUCCGGGCUCCCGGCGGAGCCGCAGCGUGUGGGACGCCGUGCGCCUGGAGGUGGGCGGCCCCGACAGCUGCCCGGUGGUGCUGCACAGUUUCACACAGCUCGACCCCGACCUGCCGCGCCUGGAGAGCUCCACGCAGGAGAUUGGCGAGGAGCUGGUCAACGGCGUCAUCUACUCCAUCUCCCUGCGCAAGGUUCAGGUGCACCACGGCGCCAACAAGGGCCAGCGCUGGCUCGGGUAUGAAAAUGACUCGGCCCUGAACCUGUAUGAGACCUGCAAGGUGCGGACCGUGAAGGCAGGCACGCUGGAGAAGCUGGUGGAGCACCUGGUGCCCGCCUUCCAGGGCAGCGACCUCUCCUAUGUCACCAUCUUCCUGUGUACCUACCGAGCCUUCACCACCACCCAGCGGGUCCUGGACCUGCUGUUCCAAAGGCACUUUUCUAGGCACUUGGCUUUAUUCAGUGAACGGUGCAGACAAAAAUCCCCGCCCUCCCGGGCUUCCAUCCUAGCCGGAGGGUCAGCCAGUAACACUAGACGUCAUAGCAGGUACGGUAGAUGUGACGCCCUCACGGCCUCCUCUAGAUACGGGUGCAUCCUCCCUUAUUCCAGCGAGGACGGCGGACCUCAGGACCAACUGAAAAAUGCCGUCUCCUCCAUCCUGGGCACCUGGCUGGACCAGUACUCCGAGGACUUCUGUCAGCCCCCGGACUUCCCGUGCCUCAAGCAGCUGGUGGCCUACGUGCAGCUCAACAUGCCCGGCUCCGACCUGGAGCGCCGCGCCCACCUUCUCCUGGCCCAGCUGGAGCGCACAGAGCUCACCAAGGCAGAGCCGGAGGCUCUGGCUCCAGCUCUGAAGCCGACUGCAGCCCUCGAGCCAGUGCCGGCUCCAGCUCUAGCGCCCAGGCCGGUGCCAGGUCCAGACCUCGAGCCAGCUCUGGCACCAGCACCAGCUCCAGCCCCAGAGCCUUCCUGGCCUUCACCCGCGGCUGCAGAGAACGGGCUGGGUGAGGAGAAGCCUCACCUCCUGGCGUUCCCGCCCGACCUGGUGGCAGAGCAGUUCACGCUGAUGGACGCGGAGCUGUUCAAGAAGGUGGUGCCCUACCACUGCCUGGGCUCCAUCUGGUCCCAGCGGGACAAGAGGGGCAAGGAACACCUGGCUCCCACCGUCCGUGCCACCGUCGCCCAGUUCAACAGUGUGGCCAACUGCGUCAUCACCACCUGCCUCGGGGACCGAAGCGUGACGGCCCGCGCCAGGGCCCGGGUGUUGGAGCACUGGAUCGAGGUGGCCCGGGAGUGCCGGGUCCUCAAGAACUUUUCGUCCCUCUACGCCAUCCUCUCUGCUCUGCAGAGCAACUCCAUCCACCGGCUGAAGAAGACGUGGGAAGAAGUUUCCAGGGACAGCCUCCGCAUCUUUCAGAAGCUGUCAGAGAUUUUCUCAGAUGAGAACAACUACUCCCUAAGCAGAGAGCUGCUCAUCAAGGAGGGGACCUCCAAGUUUGCCACCCUGGAGAUGAACCCCAAGAGAGCCCAGAGGCGGCCGAAGGAGGUGUUGUCACAGGGUGUCAUCCAGGGCACCGUCCCCUACCUGGGCACGUUCCUCACAGACCUGGUGAUGCUGGACACUGCAAUGAAGGACUAUCUGUAUGGGAGACUGAUCAACUUCGAGAAGAGGAGGAAGGAGUUCGAAGUGAUCGCCCAGAUCAAGCUGCUCCAGUCGGCCUGCAACAAUUACAGCAUCGCAGCCGAAGAGCACUUCGGGGCCUGGUUCCGGGCGAUGGAGCGGCUCAGCGAGGCUGACAGCUACUCCUUGUCGUGUGAGCUGGAGCCCCCUUCCGAGUCGGCCAGCAACACCCUCAAGGUCAAGAAGAACACGGCCAUCGUCAAGCGCUGGAGCGACCGCCAGGCCCCCAGCACGGAGCUCAGUACCGGCAGCAGCUGCCACUCCAAGUCCUGUGACCAGCUCAGGUGCGGCCCCUACCUCAGCAGCGGGGACAUUGCCGACGCACUGAGUGUCCACUCGGCCGGCUCCUCCAGCUCCGAUGUGGAGGAGAUCACCAUGAGCUUUGUCCCAGAGUCCCCUGACGGCCAGGAGAAGAAGUUCUGGGAGUGCACCUCCCAGUCGUCCCCGGAGACCUCCGGCAUCAGCUCGGCCUCCAGCAGCACCUCGUCCUCCUCAGCCUCCACCACGCCCGUGGCCACCACGCGCACCCACAAGCGCUCCGUGUCAGGGGUCUGCAGCUACAGCUCCUCCCUGCCCCUCUACAACCAGCAGGUGGGCGACUGCUGCAUCAUCCGGGUGAGCCUGGACGUGGACAACGGCAACAUGUACAAGAGCAUCCUGGUGACCAGCCAGGACAAGGCCCCAGCUGUCAUCCGCAAAGCCAUGGACAAACACAACCUGGAUGAGGAUGAGCCAGAAGACUACGAGCUGGUGCAGGUUAUUUCGGACGAUCGAAAUCUCCCAAGAGCCCUGGGACUCUAACCUGGAAGAGGGGCUGGCCUGCGUGCCUGGGCCACCUCGGUCCCCCUGCUGUGGAUUGUGUGGGAUUUGCUGUGCAUGGCCUCGGCUGUAGCUCUUUCCUCUCUCAGGCAAUCUUCUGACUCCUUGGUUCUCACAAAAGAAAACUGGGAAAAUCAGACAAAACUUGGAGCAGUGUGGUUGUUACCUUAUGGUAAUUUGGUGGAGAAAACUUAAUCCAAAUGUCUGAACUGGGAGUUUUGAAUCCUGGUCCAUGGACCUGUUAGGAAGUUUAAGGACAGGCCAUGGGAGCCUGGAUGGCCCUGAAACUUGAUGCACAUAUUUGUGAGGAAGUAUAUUUUCCUUCAGAAAGACUCCAUGGUUAUCACUGUAUGCUCGGAGCAUCUGUGACCUUCCAAAGAGUCUAGGUUGGAAGUAUCAAAAGUUCUGAAUUGGUAUAACUGACAAAGUAGAAAACUGACGAAAUUGAUUUAAUGGCACAAAUACUUUUUAAAAAUGUUUUUCUGGGCUGGAGCACAUUCUGUAAGGGCAAAUGCACCUGUGUUAACAUUUGCAGACGUUGUAAAUCAGACAGACACAGGUCCAACCCUGACACUGCCACUCGAUAGCUGUGGGAUCUGGACACGUGUCUUUACCUCUCUUAACUUCCCCACUGAUACCUUUGCUCAGGGAACGAUGUCUGAGAGGUUCAUAGCACAAUAAUUAUCAGGGUCUACUGUUUACAAGGUGCUCAAAAUGAACAUUUAAAAUUUGUUUUCAGGCAGAGAAAUGUCCAUUUUAAGUUGUAGGGAACCUAACUAUAUCAGUAGAUGUUGUAGCCACAGAGAAAACAGUUACUUCAAGUGACUUGGAGGCGUGACUGUGUUCAUAGCAGCAUUUAUCCUAAGGAGAAAGCAAGUGCAACACAAUCUUAAAUGAUCUUUGCUGGUCAUAUUAUUUUAUCAAAGAUUACUUUAUAUAAUUUAUCACUUGUUAUUUAAAUUUGUAUAUUUGAUAAUUUAUAUGAUCUAUUAUAAUAUUUUCUAUUUUGAAAAUAUAUGUAUGUUAUAGGAGAAAAAGUAAUUAUGCUAGUGGUGGAAGAUUUUCAGCAUAGGUGGAAAAAGAAAUGAGUAAGAUCAGAGAGGGACUUUCCUGGCGGUCCAGUGGUUAAGACGCUGCACUUCCAAUGCAAGGGGUGUGGGUUCAAUCCCUGGUCGGGGUACUAAGAUCCCACAUGCUGCGCAGAGAAGUAAAACCUUAUAAUCUUACAUUUUCAUUGGGAGAUAUCUAUAUGAACUCGUAACUUAUUAUUAUUAUUUUUGGGGGGGUAAAAAAGUGUCCAUUUCCUAGCUCUGUGUAAUUCAAAGCCCUAGAGGUAAAGAAAACCCAGGAGCAACAAGCACCCCCUGGUGCCCAGAUUGGGGUGUCUAAACACCAUUUCCACACCAAGGAAGGUGGCACCCUGGAGCAACGGCUAGGCUGGAUCUAAGACAGGAAAUGCAGUGGAGGAGCCUGGGCCAUCGCGGUGGCUGGAAGCAAGAAGGCGCGGACCAGAGGGUGCGUCAAACGACACAGGACCCAACCCGGGGCUGCUCUCAGGCCAGACAUGAGACAAGUAGGGCACCAAAAAGCAGGACUGCAACUGAUCGAAGCAGAUCAUCACAGAGCUAAAAGCAUCCCCCGGUCAUCACUGGUCAUUGCUGUGGAGCCAUAAACGAGGCCAGCGGAGGAGGGCGACAGCACCCGAAUCUGCUGCUCAGUCAAUGCUCAUGUCACUAAAGGGACCCAGCAGGCAUCGGUGCCUCCCAACUGGAUGGGCGCAUUCGAAGCUGAAUUGCUGUUGAUUUGUUAAGUGUGAUGACAGCGUCACUGUGUUUUGAAAACAAAAAGUCCUGAUGUGUUAGACACACACUGAAGUAUGGGAUGGUAACUGGUAAAGCCAUAUGAUGGAUAAAUAGGGGCUUAUUAUACAAUACUCAGAACUUCUGUGUAUAUUUGCUAUUUUCCGUAAUAAAAUGCUUUUUAAAAGG